Molecule: messenger RNA, 315 nt
Organism: Spinacia oleracea (spinach)
Lineage: Eukaryota; Viridiplantae; Streptophyta; Magnoliopsida; Caryophyllales; Amaranthaceae
Exons: 2
Coding region: 1-315 (104 amino acids)
Molecular function (GO): nucleic acid binding; RNA-DNA hybrid ribonuclease activity
Source: RefSeq, a predicted model, not a curated record
AUGAAGGCAGGGAACUAUGGACAUUGCGUGGCAUUCAAAGCGGAGGUUAUGGCCUUAACUAUGGGCCUGGAAUUAGCGCGAAAUCUGGGGAUACAGAACCUCGAAGUCCAACUUGAUAAUAUCUCGUGUGUGCAGAUCCUACAGAAUGAGGAACUUAGCCAUGGGGAGUGCACACACCACAUCAACUAUUGUCGAGCCAUGCUCAAGGAUGCGAACUGGAAGGUGAAGAUUUCUCACAUUUAUCGCGAAGCUCUUAGUUGUAUUUUGGAGGAGGAUAGUCGAGGUGUGGCAUUACCUCGCUUAAUCACCUCUUAG